This is a messenger RNA of Zygotorulaspora mrakii, 2871 nucleotides long. It is a transcript of the gene ALA1, whose product is annotated as alanine--tRNA ligase. Gene Ontology annotation, biological process: alanyl-tRNA aminoacylation; tRNA modification. Gene Ontology annotation, molecular function: nucleic acid binding; aminoacyl-tRNA deacylase activity; amino acid binding. The transcript has a single exon. NCBI's taxonomy places the organism in Eukaryota, Fungi, Ascomycota, Saccharomycetes, Saccharomycetales, Saccharomycetaceae. Gene Ontology annotation, cellular component: mitochondrion; cytoplasm. The record is from RefSeq and is a predicted model, not a curated record. Bases 1 to 2871 code for a protein of 956 amino acids.
AUGACCACUGGCGGCAAGCAAAAAUGGACUGCAAAGACAGUUCGUGACACCUUCUUCGACUAUUUCAAUAAACAAGAACACAGAUAUAUUCGUUCAUCUCCUGUGAUUCCGUAUGACGAUCCUACGCUUCUGUUUGCGAAUGCCGGUAUGAACCAGUACAAACCUAUUUUCCUUGGAACCGUCGAUCCCGCAUCGGACUUCGCUUCUUUAAAACGUGCUUAUAAUUCACAGAAAUGUAUCAGAGCCGGAGGUAAGCAUAAUGAUUUAGAAGACGUUGGAAGAGACUCUUAUCACCACACUUUUUUCGAAAUGUUGGGGAAUUGGUCAUUUGGCGAUUAUUUCAAGAAAGAAGCCAUAGCAUAUGCAUGGGAUUUACUGACAAAGGUCUAUCAAAUCCCACCUGAAAGAUUAUACGUCACUUAUUUCGAAGGUGAUUCUAAACUUGGCCUAGAACCAGAUUUGGAAGCGCUUGAGCUCUGGAAGAAUGUUGGCGUUCCAGAGGAUCAUAUUCUUCCUGGAAAUGCUAAGGACAAUUUUUGGGAAAUGGGUGACCAGGGUCCAUGCGGCCCAUGUUCUGAGAUUCACUACGAUAGAAUUGGCGGCAGAAAUGCUUCAUCAUUGGUUAACCAAGAUGAUCCCGAUGUGUUAGAGGUUUGGAACUUGGUGUUCAUUCAGUUUAACAGGGAGCAAAAUGGAUCUCUAAGACCACUACCCGCUAAACACGUUGAUACAGGUAUGGGAUUCGAACGUUUGGUAUCUGUUUUGCAAGAUUGUAGAUCCAAUUAUGACACUGAUGUUUUCACUCCAUUAUUUGGGAGAAUUCAAGAACUGACUGGUGUUAGGCCAUAUACAGGUAAAUUUGGUUCAGAUGAUGUAGACGGAAUUGACACUGCCUACAGAGUCUUGGCUGAUCAUGUUCGUACUCUGACAUUUGCUUUGGCCGAUGGUGGUGUCCCAAAUAAUGAAGGUAGGGGUUAUGUUUUAAGACGUAUCUUAAGAAGAGGUGCUCGUUAUGUUCGUAAGUACAUGAAUUACCCAAUAGGUAAUUUCUUCUCCUCUCUAUCUCCAACUUUGAUUGAGCAAGUAAAGGAAACUUUUCCAGAAAUUGCAAAAGAUCCUGCCUUUUUGUUUGAAAUUCUUGAUGAAGAGGAAGCUUCAUUCGCCAAAACUUUAGAUCGCGGUGAAAGGCUCUUCGAGAAGUACGCCGAUGCAGCUGCUAAGUCAGGUACCAAAACUCUGGACGGAAAGCAGGUGUGGAGACUAUACGACACGUACGGAUUCCCCGUAGAUUUGACUGAAUUGAUGGCGGAAGAAAAAGAACUAAAAAUCGACACUGCAGGUUUCGAGAAAGCAAAACAAGAAUCUUACGAAGCGUCCAAAAGGGGGGGAAAGAAAGACAAUUCAGAUCUGUUGAAAUUGAACGUUCACGAUAUAUCCGAAUUGAAUGAGGAAAAAGUAGCAAAAACAGACGACAGUUUUAAAUAUGGUACCGAAAAUGUCGAGGCUACUAUUUUGAAAUUGUUUGACGGCAGCAAAUUUGUUAAUCAAAUUACUGAACCUGGAAAGAAAUAUGGUGUUAUUUUGGAUGCGACCUGUUUCUAUGCUGAGCAAGGUGGGCAAGAAUAUGACACGGGUAAGCUUGUUAUUGACGACGUUGCAGAAUUUGAAGUCGAGAACGUUCAGUUGUAUAAUGGAUACGUGUUGCACACCGGAACUUUGGAGGAAGGUAAAUUGUCUGUCGGCGACAAGAUUAUUAAUUCAUAUGAUGAAUUGCGUCGUUUCCCAAUCAGAAACAAUCAUUCCGGUACCCAUAUUUUAAAUCACGCUCUUAAACUUGUUCUGGGGAAUGAUAUUGACCAGAAAGGAUCUCUUGUUGCACCUGAAAAGUUAAGAUUUGAUUUCUCUCACAAAAAAGCUGUUACUGUUGAAGAAUUAAGCAAAGUUGAAGAAAUUUGCAACAAGGAGAUCAAACAAAACCUGGGAGUCUACUACAAAGAAGUUUCUUUGGAUCUUGCCAAAUCCAUUUAUAACGUUCGUGCUGUGUUUGGUGAAACAUAUCCAGACCCUGUCCGCGUCGUUUCCAUCGGCAAACCUAUCGAUGAUCUUUUGGCUAAUCCAUCUAACGAGGAAUGGUCUAAGUACUCCAUUGAAUUUUGUGGUGGUACUCAUGUUGUAAAAACAGGUGACAUCAAGGAGUUUUUGAUUCUAGAAGAAAGUGGUAUUGCUAAAGGUAUCAGAAGAAUUGUUGCUGUAACCGGGUCUGAAGCUUCUGAGGCACAAAGAAUCGCGGAUCGCUUUGCACAGAAAUUAACUGAGGCCGAGAAACUACCUUUUUCACCUGUUAAGGAGAAAACUUUGAAAGAACUUGGUGUGACGCUGGGUCAGCUUUCAAUCUCGACAGUUACCAAAAAUGAACUGAAGAGCAGAUUUACAAAGAUCGACAAAGUUGUGAAAGAUGAAGUAAAAGCCAAAGCAAAGCAAGAAACAAAGAGAGCCUUGGAUGAAGUAAAAGAAUACUUCUCUCAGAAUGAGGCUUCAUCUUUCUUCAUUAAGCAUAUUGACAUAUCAGCAAACCCUAAAGCUAUCACGGAAGCAAUUAAUUACAUAAAGUCUUCUACAAAGGAUAAGUCGAUAUAUCUGUUUACAGGUAAUGAUCCCGAAGGAAAAAUUGCACACGGUUGCUACAUAUCCGAUGAUGCACUCAAGUGCGGCGUUGAUGGACCAUCACUUGGAAAAAUAGUGUCAGCAUCCAUUGGUGGUAAAGCCGGUGGUAAAGGAAACGUUUUUCAAGGAAUGAGUGCAAAAGCAGAUGGUGUUGAAAAAGCAAUUGAUGAGGUGCAAUCUUUAUUCAAAGAAAAGCUGAAUAUUUAG